AUGGACUGGGUUUUUGGGAAGCCGAAUGAGAAAGAGAUCCAACGAAAAGAGAAACGCGAAUUGAGAACAGCUACAAGAGAAUUAAAUUUAGAUUAUCGGCAAUUGGAAAGAAAAGAAAAAGAAUUGGAACAACAAAUUAAACAAUUGGCAAAGUCUGGACAAAAAGAUGUUUGCAAAGUGUUGGCUAAACAACUCGUACAAAUACGCAAUUUAAAAACUAAAAAUGUUGGGACGAAUGCUACAAUUACUUCUAUAUCUUCAAAGAACAGACAAGCUCAAAGUUUAAAUACAAUGGCUAAAGCAAUCGGGACAACAGCUUCUACAAUGCAGCAAGUAAAUGCCCGAAUGCCUGUGCAUAAAUUAGCUGGGCAAAUGCAAGAAUUUGGAAAGCAGCAAGCUUUGAUGGAUAUGAAAGGGGAAUUAAUUGACGAAACUUUGGAUUCUAUGUUAGAAAUGGAUGAUGAAGAUGCUGAACAAAGAGUUAUUGACCAAGUACUUGAUGAAAUUGGAAUUGAGACAAAACAAAAGUUAUCAAAUAUUCCGACGGUUCGUGACGGUUUGGCUUCAUCAAGUGGAAAUGACAUUUCUGAUAAAGAAUUACAGAAAAUGCUUGCUGGAUUGAGAGGUUGA
Messenger RNA from Meloidogyne enterolobii, 630 nucleotides. The record is from the annotation of a GenBank genome assembly. Lineage: Eukaryota; Metazoa; Nematoda; Chromadorea; Rhabditida; Meloidogynidae.